This is a messenger RNA of Euleptes europaea (tarantolino), 1449 nucleotides long. RefSeq names its product signal transducing adaptor family member 2 (gene STAP2). The transcript has 14 exons. Lineage: Eukaryota; Metazoa; Chordata; Lepidosauria; Squamata; Sphaerodactylidae. Bases 1 to 1449 code for a protein of 482 amino acids. Gene Ontology annotation, molecular function: signaling adaptor activity. The record is from RefSeq and is a predicted model, not a curated record.
AUGGCCGUGCCACCCGGCCAGGGCAGGAAGCCAAGGGCUAGCCUGCCGCGCCAUUAUUACGAGGGGUACUUGGAGAAGAAGGCGCCGCGGGAAAAAUCGUCCGAUUAUCGAUUGGCCUUCUUGGUGGUGGCCCCCCAGACGGGGCACUCCGGCAAGCCUGGAAUUGACCCCGGUGAGCCAGGUGAGAGCCUGUCUGGCGGGAUGGAAUACAAGAAAUUCUGGGCUGGCCUUCGAGGACUCAUUCUUUAUUUCUACAACACCAACAGAGAUAUCCAGUAUGCCGACCUACUUGAUCUGUCUGACUACGUGUCUCUCGCGGAAGACAAUCCCCCGAGGACGGUGGCGGCCUGGUCCGCGGAGGGGGCCAAACUGACCCUGAAGAUGAGAACCCGAGAAGUGCAAUUAAAGAUGGAGAGCGUGGAGUCUCGGGAGAUGUGGAAAGGAUUCAUUCUCACAAUGGUGGAGAUGAAAGUCCCCUCCAGCCUGUCUUUGCUCCCCGGCCACAUCUACAUGCUCUUGGAAGCUCUCGAGAAGGAGAGGGAGCAGAGAUUCAAGUUGGAUCUGCCUGACUCACGGGAAGGUUUCCCCAGCCCCAAGGUUACUGAGCACUUCGUUCCCCCUGGAAGAGAGGCGCCAGAGGCAAAACAUCCAGACUGUUUCUUCAGCGUCUCCAGGACAGAAGCCGAGGCGCUUCUGGAGAAGAACGAGAGCUGUGGGAACAUGUUGCUGCGGCCAGGCAGGGACGGCAAGAGCGUCUCCGUGACCACACGCCAGGUGGUGAAUGGAACCGGUGUGCUAAGGCACUAUAAAAUCAACCAAGUUGACAAGCAAUACAUCGUUGACCUCGAAGAUCCGUAUUGCUGUUCCUCUCUGGCAGGCGUGGUGGAAUUCUUUGUUAAAACCAGCAAACAAACCCUGAUCCCCCUGCAACUCGAUGACAGCUAUGCCGAAACCUUGGAGUUUGUGGUGACGGAUAAUGAAAACGGGGAGAGCGUGCGGACCGUCCCAAAGCCCCCCCGGCUGCCUGAUAUCCUGCCGCUACCCCAAAGAGACGGUGUCACGGAGCGGCAGAAGCCCUCACUGCCUCCCCGAAGCCGACCACCAACGGCCCCUCCACCUCUUCCGUCAGUCCCACCCCCUCAGAGCCCUCCAGCCGGCGUGCCUGAGAAUGAGUACAUGGUGGAAGAUGAGCCAGAACAGGCAUAUAUGAACCCUGAAGAUGAGGUUGAGACAAGGCAAACCAACAUGGCCAGAGUCAUCGAUUCGGUUCUGACUCCCAGUGAUCCGACCGGCAGCCCCGGCACACAGAGGACCCCGGUCACCUUGUCGUCCCGCCUGGCCGUUUCGUUGCCGAGAGGUUUCUCUAUCGAUAUGUCCAAGGAGCUGGAAAAAAAGCUGCAGGAACGGAGAGCGACCCUAGACCUCAGUGAGGCGAACAUCUCAUACUAA